AUGGAGAUUCCUCGGACCGCUAUAGAAGAAGAGCUGGAAACCCUCUAUGAUGCUUAUUAUGAAGAACUUGAAUUAUAUGCCAAUCAACAACAGUUUGGUUCCUCGAACAUUGAAUACCGCAGUGAGCAGGGUAGCGAUACUCGGAAGGAACUCUUUAAUUUUGGUAAUAGUUUGACUGUGAAAGGAGGUAUCUUGACCGUAGCCGAUGACCUUUUAAAAAAUGAUGGCAAGAAGUUUCUUGAAAUGAUGGAACGACUUGCUGAGCGUCGAAUGCAGCGCGAAGAGGAAGCUGCAAUGGAACAACAAGAACAACGCAUGGAAGAAGGUCGACGGAUGUUCCAGAUAUUUGCUGCACGAAUGUUUGAACAACGGGUUCUAAAUGCUUAUCGGGAAAAGGUUGCUCAAGAACGACAGCAAAAGUUAUUAGAGGAGUUGGAGGAAGAAAAUCGAGCCUUAAAACAGCAAAAGGAGGAAGAACGCGCAAGAAAAGAGGCGGAGAGGCUUGCUGAAGAGCAGGCAUUGCGUGCAGAGCGUGAAAGAAAAUCAGAGGAAGAACGUAAAAAACGUGAAGAGGAACGCCUCCGAAAGGAGGCCGAGCGAAGAGCAAGAGAAGAAGAACGUCUGAAAAAAGAGGAAGAAAAAAGGCGGAAAGCAAAGGAAGAAAAAGAAAAGGAAGAACGCAGGAGAAAAGAACAGGAGGCAAAAGAGCGUAAGGAACGUGAGGAGAGAGAACGCAAGGAAAAAGAGGAAAAGGUGAGAAAAGAAAAAGAAGAAAAGGAACGUAGACAACGUGAAGAACGUGAGCGGAAAGAACGCGAAGCGAAGGAACGAAGGGAACGUGAAGCAAAGGAACGAAAAGAAAAAGAAGAGCAAGAACGUAGGGAAUUAAGGGAACGUGAAGAGAAAGCACGAAAAGAUAAAGAAGAAAAGGAACGUAAAGAACGUGAAGAAAAGGAACGAAAAGAAAAGGAGGAGAAAGAGAUGCAAAGAAUUACAAUCCUAAAUCCCACACGUCACGCUGAACGAAAACGAACGAUUCCGCCAAUUGGGCAACCCACGAUACCUACACAAUCCCAGCCACCACCACCAAUAAAUAAUCCACCCGUUGUUCAACCAAAAGCUGUUACGAUGCCUAAUGGAACGAUCAACUGGAUACCUGUUCCUCCGCAUCAUCCCAUAAAUUCAGCACACAUUCCACCGCCUCCGAAUCAUUCGAAUCAUAUACCACCACCACCACCGCAUCCCAUCUUCAAUCAGAAUGGACCACAGCCUCAGUUUGGGCAACCUACUGGCGUUAUAAAUCCGUCAGGAAUAACAAAUGAGAUUGUGAACGAUGUAUACACAAACAAUAAAAAAAUUCCACCACCACAAACGAACACUAUACCGGGGAUGAACCCCGCGUCAUCACUAUUUACAACAGGCUUAGGACCAAUGUUACACCCACAUCAUGGUGGACCGCCGAUGCCGAUGCACGUUCAUCAUCCCGGGAUGCGACAGCAGAUUCCACCCCGAGGGUUUAAUCACAUUGGGACUGCCCCUCACUUAACCGGAUCUUCCUCAGGUGUUCCACCAUCCGUUACAUCCACAAAUCUGUCUCUGCUGAAUGAUUCUGUAAUAGGUGGAAGUGGGAAUAUGGGGUCAACAGGAGUAAAUGCUAAUCCUCCUCCUGGUGCAUUUGUUGGGUUAUCCCUAGGUGGAGGGCAAGGGCCACUGGGUCCACAGACAUUUAACUUGGGAACACAGGUCGUUGGUCAACCACCAGCUACAUCCCACAUGGGUCCCAGUGUUGUGCAAAGUGCCCCACUGGCUCCCAUUGGUCAUCGUAGAAUGUCUCAACAUCCUGAAGACUCUCACGUUAAAGCUGUGCAGCGCCCACAACCACAGCCAAUACAACGUCCUCGGAGAGGGUCGACGUCUGCUCAUAACCUGGAGACACGUACGAGGUCGCCCCCACCAGGAUUUGGUAAUGUGGUUGGUUCCAGCGCGUUGCUCAAUGACGACCCAUCACACCCGAUGACAAAUAGAAGGCAGAGCCUUGCGCCGACGGAAACUUCAUAUUUUUCCAACUCCUUAUUUUCGGCACUGCCCGGAGAGACAUCCCAACAAUCUCAUCCAUCGCAGUCUUCACAGAAUCAGCAAUCACAACAACCCGGUUCAUCACGUUUACCACACAGAACUACAGCGAGUGAUAAUGAAUGGCCUCUAAUAAGAAGGCCUGGAACAAACGACAGUGCGUCAACUUCUGACAUCUGGGGUUUAAACAGUGGACAGUUGUGGUACCAAGAAGGUAGUAACAAUACUAAUCGUAGGGUAAUGGGCGCGAGAGACUUUGGGAUACCAUAA
Molecule: messenger RNA, 2343 nt
Organism: Acaulospora morrowiae
Lineage: Eukaryota; Fungi; Glomeromycota; Glomeromycetes; Diversisporales; Acaulosporaceae
Source: the annotation of a GenBank genome assembly